UAGAGGUGCUCCUCCCCGAGUACACAGGAGGUGGUGGAUCUCCUGGGUCUGUGAGGAGAGGAGGCUGUGCAGGCACAGCUCCGAUCCAGCCAUAGGAACUUCGAUAUCUAUGGCCAGAUCGCUUGGGGCAUGGGGGAGAAGGGUUACAACAGGGACACGUAGCAGUGCCAUGUGAAAAUCAAGGAGCUGUGACAGGCGUACCAGAAGGGAAGGGAGCCAAACAGUCGCUCUGGUGUGGAGCUGCUGACCUGCCACUUCAAGGAACUGCAUGCCAUCCUCGGCAGUGACCCCACCCCCACUGCCCUUGGGGAUACUUUGGGGGAGCUGGAGUCACAGGCCACUGAAGUGAACCCUGAGGAGGAGGAGUAUGGGGGACAGGCGACCGGAGGGUGUCCAGUGGAGCAGCAAGCCAGGACCUCUUUUUGACUCCUGAGCAGAAGAGCCACUCCCAGCAGUACAGCACUGGUGAGCCUGAUGCAGGGGAAGGGACCUCUGCCGCUCCAAAUGUGGCCUUGAGGGUCUCUCCCUCCACACUAGUGGAGCAGCUUGGCCAGAUACGGAGGAGAAAGAGGAGGACAAGGAAAUGGUUUACUCAGAAGACGAAGAAGGUUCGCUGUGGCCAGGAAGCUGUCUUCGGAGAGCUCUUUCGCUGGCCACAUUAUGGGAAGCUCAUUAUGGAAGAGAUGCUGCUAGUUAAAGUUUACAACUGCAGUAAAGUUUUCAGUAACAGAGUGCUUGGUACCUUAGUCAUCAGCCUUCAGCACCUAGUGACAUCUGGACGCCUGACCCUCAGAGAGGCCCUCGUUGACAAGAACCACAGCAUCACUGGGAUCUAUAUCGAGCUAGAUUUGCGCUACCAGCCUCCAGAUGGCUCAGCGGGUACAUGGCUUGAAGAGGAUUUUGUCUACCAGAUGAAAGACAGCUCCGAGUUAAUUAUCCGCAACGCUGGAUUCGAGGAGCUGCAGCCAGCUGACGUGAAGCGAGCUCAUGAGCUGGAUAAGAAGGCCACAGCACUGGGCAGGAAGCUGGUGAAGGGCCUAGAGACUGACGAGGAGGAGGAGGAGUAUGAUGAUGAGUCUGAUAUGGAGUUCUUGGGCAUCGUCUUCAGCCCUGUCAAGAGCCGUUCCAGACGCCUCUGCAAGUGGGACCUGUUUGCCACUCCUAGACCACAAAGCUUCCAGAUCGGGAUCAAUGUCAUUGAAGCUCAGAAGCUGGUGGGGGUGAACAUUGACCCCUUUGUGGUGGUGAAGGUUGGAGAAGAGAAGAGGCACACGGCUACACAAAAGUCAACGAACUGCCCCUUUUACAAUGAGUAUUUUGUGUUUGAAUUCCAUGAACCAAGGGAAGUUUUAUUUCACAGACUCAUAGAGAUUUCCGUUUUUCAUUCAAAGAAGAUCCCGUUCCUGGGAACACGCAUAGGAACAUUCAAAAUCGACGCCGAGACUGUGUACAGCCAGCCAGAUCACAGGUUCUUUCAGAAGUGGGCUGUCAUCAAUGACCCAAAGGACACCAGGGCAGGAGUGAAAGGAUUUGUGAAGUGUAACAUUUCUGUCUUUGCACGAGGUGAUAUAAUGGGCUCCCUUCCCACUUCCUCUAGCAGCCAGAAUGAAGACAUUGAAAAGAACUUGCUGCUGCCUAAGAGAGUCCCAGCUGAGAGACCCUGGGCCAAAAUCUGCAUCAAAGUUUACCGAGCCGAGGGCCUGCCCAGCAUGAGUGCUGGGAUCAUGGGGGGGUUCUCAAAGAUUGUGGGCGAGAAGAAAGUUUUCAUUGAUCCAUAUGUGCAGGUGUCAUUUGCCGGGCAACAGGGGGAGACCUCGGUGGAAAAUGACACUGCAGAACCGGAGUGGAACGAGCAGAUCAGCUUCAUCGAGAUGUUCCCUCCUCUUGCCAGAAAAAUAAAAGUCCAACUGUUAGAUGAUGCAAACAUUGGGGACGUGGCGCUCGCUACGCACUUCAUUGACCUGCAGCAGAUAUCUGACCCUGGGAGGAACGGCUUUAACCCCACAUUUGGCCCAUCCUGGGUGAAUCUCUAUGGCUCUCCCCAGAACUCGGCUCUGCGGGAUGUCCACAAGGAUCUGAACGAGGGCCUGGGGGAGGGCAUAUUCUACCGUGGCCGCAUCCUCCUGGCCAUUUCUAUGGAGAUUUUCAGCAGCCCCAGCGCAAUAGAUGGCAAGCGCAAGGAGGUGCUGAGGGGCACCUUGAGCAAACUGACGCUGAAGAAGAAGAAGAGUAAAAAGGCCAAGGAGAAAUCCAAGGCCAGCGCCAAAGAGCAGAGCCAGAGGCAAGGUGGGGACGAGGCUGGCAGCCCCGAGGAGGCAGAGCAGCCCAGUGAGGUCACUGUGGAGGUGGAGGAGCUCCAUCCGCUCCCAGAGAACUCACUGGGAGUGAAGGAAGAAUUCCUCCUCUACGCUGCCUUCUUUGAAGUGACUAUGAUGGACCCCUCCAUAGGCUCCAAGCCUGUCCGUUUUGAGAUCUCAAUAGGGAACUAUGGGAAAGCUGAAGAGGUUGUGACCAAAAUCCCUAAGAAAGGUCAGAAAGGAGAAGGGCCUGAAGACAAGCAGCCUUUGCUGGAUCCCAGUUCAGACGAGGAGCUGGAUAUUGAAGUUAUGGCCCCAAGUCCAACUUUACAGAAUAAAUCCAUGACAGAAAGCCAAAGGCCAGAGCCCACUGAAUAUGACAGUUCUUACAGCUGCCUGCCCUUGCUGCAUGAGAAGCCCUGUGUGUACGUCUGGAGCUAUUGGGAAGAUCACACCUGGAGGCUCUACAAUUCCAACUGGAUUGUCAAAAUAGCAGAACGCCUGGAACAUGGACUGGAUGACGUGGAGACGCUCAUGAGGAGGCCAAAGUCUAAAGCAGAAGACAGACUCAAGCAGGUGCUGGAGGAGUUUGUAGCUGGAUGCAGGCAGUAUUCACUGAAUGCUGAGAAAAAAAUGAUGUCACGUCCAAACAACCUCGACAGAUGUCGGCUGAAAUCCCUGACACACAACAUUAUCCUGUAUGCGAAGCAGGGGCUCCGCGUGAGGAGGCGGCUGACUCGAGCCAACGUGAAGGAGAAAGUGAAUGACACAAAGAGAAUCCUAGGAAAGCUGCGCUCCCUGGCUAAAGAGCCCCAGUGCACGCUCCCCGAUGUCUUACUCUGGAUGUUCAGCAAUAAUAAGCGAGUGGCAUACACAAGAAUUCCUGCACAAAAUGUCCUCUACUCUGUAGUGGAAGAGGAGAAAGGCAAGGACUGUGCAAAGAUCCAGACCGUCUUUUUAAAGGUCCCAGGGUCACGCACCGGAGAGAUCUUUGCGAAACUAGAGAUCUAUAUGUGGCUGGGGGUGACCAAGUACGUGAAGAACAGCACUGCAGAACUGCCCGAGGAGUUCAAGCCCGUCUAUGAGAGUGGCCAGCAGACAGCGCGGCUCCCAUCGCACAUGCCCCCUAGCCGGCUCAGCAGGGACGACUUCAGUUACUUCCAGCUGCGAGCUCACUUGUACCAGGCUCGGGGGAUCCUGCCUGCUGACGACAAUGGCCUUUCAGACCCAUUUGCAAGAGUGGUGUUUUCGACUCAGUGCCAGACCACCAGGACCUUGGAGGAAACCCUGAGCCCGUUGUGGAAUGAGCUACUUUUAUAUGAUCAGCUGAUUAUUGAUGGGAGGAGAGAGGAUUUGAAGACCGAGACCCCAGUUGUUGUCAUCAAUAUCUUUGACCAUAAUAAAUUUGGUUCUCCAGAAUUUCUUGGCCGGGCCUUUGCUACUCCACAGGUGAAGCUGGUGGAUGAACCAUACUGCAAACCUGCCCUGCAGUUUUUUGACAUUUACAAAGGAGCCAGAGCAGCAGGGGAAUUAAUUGCUACCUUUGAGCUGAUCGAGCUGGAUUACAGCGGCUACUUGGAGCCUUCAGUGCCCAAAGACGUGGAGCCCAAGGAGCCAGACUUCCUGGAGGAUCCCCGUUCUGGACGCUUCAUUAUCCCAGAGGGAAUCCGGCCCAUCCUCAAAGAAUUCCGCAUAGAGAUCCUGUUCUGGGGCCUGCGAGACUUGAAGCGGGUGAACCUGUUUGAGGUAGAUCAGCCCCAGGUGAUCAUCGAAUGUGCUGGGAAGAAAGUGGAAUCGGAAGUGAUCGUGUCAUACAAAGAGAACCCCAACUUCAACGAGCUGGUCAAAUACAUCAACGUGGAGCUCCCGGAGCAGGUGUACCUGCACCCACCCCUAAGUAUCUUUGUGGUGGAGCAGCGAGCUUUUGGGCGCACCGUGCUGGUGGGGACCCACGUGGUGUCCCAUAUCAUGAAAUUCUCUCCCAGAGAGCUGGAGGAGCUGGAGGAGGGGCCAGAAAAUCCGGCCAAAGCACGGAAAGCCUCUGCUCGACCCAACAUCUCCCAGACUGUGAUCAACAUUGGCCUGACUGCUAGCGACAUGGGCAGCAAAGCAAACCCCCUGAAUCUGGUGAAGGCUCCUCUGAAGAAAAUUCCUAUCAAUAAACUCAUAAAGAAAGAGGAUGAGUUUGAGGAGGAAAAGCCAGAGUUGGAAGAACUGGAUUGGUGGUCUAAGUACUAUGAGUCCUUAAAGGAAAUGAGCAACCAGUGCAAUAGUGACGAGGAGGACGGGGACAACGACGACCCGAAUGAGGCAGAUGGAGGGAACUUAAAUGUGGACUCUUUUGAUGUGGAAGCAGAAAAUGGAGUGAUAGUUGAAGCCGAGCCAGUGAGGCCCAAAAGGAAACUCAUAGCUACGCUGCAGAUCUACAACUCAGAGCUGGAAAACGAGUUUGAUAAUUUUGAAGACUGGCUGUAUAUCUUUCCGCUUCAUCGGGGGAAGGCGAAUGAGGAUGAGGAUGGAAAUGAGGAUGAGAACUUUGUGGGGAAGUAUAAGGGUUCAUUCUUCGUUUAUCCUGCUGAGGAGGCAGGUACAGAGCACAAGAUCUCACAGGGGGUUCCCAGAAACAGACCCAUCAAGGUGCUUGUCCGAGUUUAUAUUGUUAAGGCAACGAACCUGGCUCCGGCAGACCCCAAUGGCAAGGCAGAUCCCUAUGUGGUGGUAACACUUGGGCAAGAGAAGAAGGACACAAAGGACCGCUACAUCCCUAAGCAGCUCAAUCCUGUGUUUGGAGAAGUUAUGGAACUGAGCAUAUCCUUUCCGAUGGAAUCAGAACUCACUGUUUCAAUAUUUGACCACGAUUUGGUUGGGUCUGAUGACCUAAUUGGGGAGACGAAGAUUGACUUGGAGAACCGAUUCUACAGCAAACACCGAGCUAACUGCGGAGUGGCCUCCCAGUAUGACACAGAUGGCUAUAACAUGUGGCGAGAUGCUUUCAAGCCCACACAGAUCUUGGAGAGUUUGUGCAAGAAGAGCUCUCUCCCCUCCGCAGAGUACAGGCGGGAGGAGGUCAAAGUGAACAACAAGAUCUUCAAGGUCCCUCCUGAGGCUUUCCCUGAAGAGGCCUUUGUGAAAGACAAGAGAGAAAUGGACGACGAGACUUUGUCAGCAUAUGAUGAGCAGAAGGCUUUGUAUGUCCUGCAGCACUGGGAUGAGAUGCCAGAGUAUGGGCACAAACUGGUCCCGGAGCACGUGGAGAUUCGGGGCCUUUACAACGCAGAGAACCCCGGGCUCGUGCAGGGCUCCCUCCACAUGUGGAUUGACAUGUUUCCAAAUGAUGUCCCAGCACCUCCCCCUGUCAAUAUCAAGCCACGGCUGCCAAUCAGUUACGAGCUGCGUGUCAUCAUCUGGAACACAGACGACGUGGUUCUUGAUGACGUUAAUCCAAUAACAGGAGAAACCUCCAGCGACAUCUACGUGAAAAGCUGGAUCAAAGGUCUGGACCAUGAGAAACAAGAAACAGACGUUCACUUUAACUCCCUGACUGGGGAAGGCAACUUUAACUGGAGGUUUGUGUUCCACUUCGACUACCUCCCUACCGAGAAGGAGAUCUCCUAUAAGAAGAAGGACUCCAUCUUCUCCCUGGAGGAAUCUGAGUUUAGGGAGCCAGCUGUCCUGGUCCUUCAGGUCUGGGAUUAUGACAGGAUUUCAGCGAAUGACUUUCUAGGGUCCAUUGAACUGAAGCUGAACGACAUGGUGCGGGCAGCCAAGAGUUCUGAGCAGUGCACCGUUAAGAUGGCCAAGGAAAAGGCCACCCCCCGCUUCUCCAUCUUCCGGAACAAGCGGAUGAGGGGCUGGUGGCCCUUCAUCAAACUGAAAGACCAGGAAGAUGAGGAGCGAGAGGAGCGAGAGGCCAAGGAGAAGAAGAAGAAGAAGAAGAAGAGGAGGUCGAUUAAGCCGGAAGACAUUGAGUUUACAGACCCCAGUGGGAACAAGUACCUCCUGACGGGUAAAGUGGAAGCUGAGUUCCAGCUACUGACUGUGGAGGAGGCCGAGAAGAGCCCUGUUGGUCUGGGCCGAAAAGAGCCUGAACCCCUAGAGAAGCCCAACCGUCCAAAAACAUCCUUCAACUGGUUUGUGAAUCCCAUGAAAACCUUCAUCUUUUUUAUCUGGAAGCGGUACAAGAAGUACAUCAUUGCUUUGGUCAUUAUUGCUGUGGUGACCAUCUUCCUGGUCCUUUUACUCUACACAAUGCCUGGGUACAUCAGCCAGAAGAUCAUCAAUGGAUAAGUGCAGUCAGAGACUGGGCUCCCCAGAGGACCAUGGCUGUGGCUCCAGAAAUUGACACUUUAUACCAAAGUUUUUAAGGACAGUUUGCCGGUGACUGAAGGUGCUGGGACUCUUUGUAAUGCUGCAUCAGGAGGAAGAGGAGUGGAGAAGCUGCCCUUUCUGGGUAGUUGUAUUUCACGCUUAGAACUUGUGAUACACUGUGAUCGUAGCACUGUGGAGCAGAGCGAUAAUGAUUUGGGAAAAUUGUUUGGUUUUCGUUGGUUGGGAGGAAUCUGUCCCAGCUGGGGUUGGCUGUGGGGAGAUUUGCAACAAACAUCAGCUCUGUACCUCUCUCCCUUGAGCUAAGCAGAGGAGCCUCUCUGAGAGCCGUGGGAGUAGCGGUGCUGCUUUCGCUGCAUGGCUUCAGCGUAAUAACGCGGCGGCUUUUCACCCGGAGAGCUUAGCGCACUUUACAAGGUGGCUGUCCCCUUUGUACAGGUCAGAGAGUCAGAGCACGUCUGCACUAUGGAGACGACAGUGCUAUGGCUGUACAGACACAACCUGUCCCAGCGGACACCAGGGGUUAGGUUAGAGCUGGGUCCGUCAGGGGGUGUUUUGUCACAGCUCUGACUGAUGUAGCCGUGUCAGCCUGGCGGUCAAGUGUAGACCAGGCCUCAGUGGCAGAGCUGGGACCAGCAGAGUGACAAGUAGAGAAACUAGAGAGGAGCUGCAGCAGGCCAGCAAAGUGAGGAGCGGAAAAGAAUGAAGGAGCCAAACUGGUUGUGACCCUCACCAUGACCUGGGUACGGGUGAGGGACAGGCAAAGUCUGAGGCCACUUGUGAGCUGGGAAUUCCCAGCCAGGCGUGUCUCCCCCCUCCCCCCCCCUCCUCAGCCCACCCUUCACACUGCUGUUAAACACGCGUCUUCCCACAUAGUCAGGCUGGACUUGAAGCUCUCUUUAAUCCUUGUGUUAGACCUUUACUCCCGCUGGAAUAGAAAACCCCAAAGGAUCUGACCCAUUACUUGGUGCUUCUCUCCACUCGGCAUAGGGUUUCCCAGCUGGCUUUCAGAGGCCUGGUCUGUACCCAAACUUAGCUCAGCCUAAUUACAUUGCUCAGGGCUAUGAAAAUGUCCCACUCUGGGCACUAUUUGGGUUCCCUAACCCCCACUGUAGAUACAAGAAUUCUCCCAUUGAUCCUGCUGCCGCCGCACGACGGGGCAGGUUAACUAACAAUCCCGCCUUGAGUUGCUGUAAUAAGUGUCUACACUGCAGGGACGCAGUGCAGCUGUGCCUCUGGCGUGUCUGUAGUGUAGCUAUACCUGGAGAGUGUGAGGGCUACUUGUUUGUCUGGUUCAGACUCAAUCCCAGGGCUUCCUUCUCUCUCACACUAACUGAGCGGGGGGAUUAACAGUCACUCCUGUGUUGUGUUUUGCACCAGAUUUGUAGAUAUUUAUAUGGAUGCUAUUUAUAUGAGCAGUGCAAAGUGGCACCAGACUGAGGUAAAUCAACUGUUGAGAAAUAUCCUCAGAGCAGCUUCCACCUCUGCUGCAUUCUUUGCGCUCUGGGUUUUGAUUUUACUGAUACAAGUCAGUAGGGAUACGAUUUUGUCAUGGUAAAAUUAAGCAAAAUUCAUUGAAUAGUCACGCUAAAAAUGUACAAAAUCAGGGUAUGGUUGGGGGGGGGGGGAGGGGGCUGAAGCUGAAGCCCAAGGCAGGGUGGGGCUGACAGCCCGAGUCCCCCUGCCGUGGGGCUGGCGCUGAAACACCAAGCCCUGCCACCAGGGGGCUGAAAGCUGAGUCUCGCUGCCACGGGGGCUGACAGCCUGAGACCCCCACCCCGGGGGGCUGACACCCCGAGCUCCACUAUCCCGGGGGGGAUGAAGCCAGAGCCCCGCCGCCCCAGGGGGAUGAAGCCAGAGUCCCGCCGCCCCGGGGGGAGGGAUGAAGCCAGAGCCCUGACGCCCCAGGGGGGGAGGGAUGAAGCCAGAGCCCCGCCGCCCCAGGGGGGAGGGAUGAAGCCAGAGCCCCGCCGCCCCAGGGGGGGAGGGAUGAAGCCAGAGCCCCGCCGCCCCAGGGGGGGAGGGAUGAAGCCAGAGCCCCGGCGCCCCACUCACUGUCCAGGAGGCCCCUGCUACUGUGCACUGACAGCGCUCAGCUUGUGCAGACAUACACAUGAGUGCACUACAAAUAGUGUAUCUGGGGAGCCCCAGCAGCAGCUAGUGGCAGCAUGGGCUAGCAGUGCCAUGUACGUGCGCAUGGGGUCCAGGCGGGUUUGCACUCGGAGGGACUGGCCCAUGCUGCCACUUGCCGCUGCCUGUGCUACGAUGGCUACACUGCUGGUUUUAGCACAUUAGCUCGAUGAGAGCCAGUGUGAGUAUGUCUGUGCAAGCUGGGAGUCACACCCCAGCUCCAAGUGUAGACGUAGCCUCAACGUUCCCAAGUGUGCUUUGAUCUGUGUCUGUUGAAACAGCAGCGUGCUACACCCCCUAGUGCACAUCAGUGUUCUACACCUCCUAGUGCACAGCAGCGUGCUACAUCCCCCUAGUGCACAGCAGCGUGCUACACCCCAUUAGUGCACAGUAGUGCUACACCUCCUAGUGAAUAGCAGUGUGCUACACUUCCUAGUGCACAACAACAGGGGCCAUACAGACAGGCCUGGUCUACACUGAAACUUUUGAGCAGCAUAGUGACAGAGCGCGCCCUGAGUGAUGUAGCUCUACCAGCCUAAACCCUGCUGUAAACGUGGCCAGGUUGAUGGGAAAUUCUUCCAUCAGCUACCACUGCUCAGGAAGGUGGAUUACCUAUAUCCCCGGGGAAACCCCUUUUGUUGCUGUUGGAAGCAGCUACAGUACUGUGUUACAGUGGUGUAGCUGUGCUGCUGUAGUGCCCGUAUGUAGACAUGGCCUUAGCGCAUGGUAGGCUGGAGCGCUGUAGAUUUACACCCCAGAUUGCCACAUACUAAUUCGCCAUAUAGACAAACCCAGUGUAAUUCAUUUAGUGGUUGCACCCAACAUGCAUAUUUCGCCUCAUCUAAUCUCAUGCUUCACUGCAGGCUCAGCUAGCCUGGGUUUGCUCUUCAGUUACUGGCACAGAACAGCACCACCGCACAUUCUCCUGCCCUGCCCAGAUCCUCCGGUUUGUGGGUGGGACUCACAGCUGGUUACCUCUCCUGUUCCAGCUGGUUUGGGUGUUGCCCAUGCAGGCUAGAGCUGGUGAGGCUCCUCCCUCUGGCAGAUGGCUGGGAAGUGAUGCUGUUAGACCACGAUUAGAAAGGGCCUUCUGCUUGCCCUGGCGUUGCCAUGAGGCCUGGUCUCCACUAGGCAGUUAGGUCAGUAGAACUACGUUGCUCAGGUGUGAAAAACACACACACACACACCUCCCACCCCUUCCACGGGUGAUGCAGUUAAACCGCCCUGACCCCCGGUGCAGACAGCGCUCUGUCGACAGGCGACUUCUCCCCUUACCUAGCGACUGCCUCACGGGGAGGUGGAGUAACUACACCAAUGGGAGAUGGCCUCCCCUCAGUUUGGCAGAGUCUACACUGACGUGCGACAGUGUUGUAAGUGUAGACAACCCUCAGCCAGACUCCUGGGGAACUGAAACCACCAGACUAGUAACAGAUCCAGAGCCACUGAGCUCUUUAAUAUGAGAGGUUCCUGCCGCUCAGCAUGGGCAGUAAUGGGCCAGGGCUGUCAGUGGUUUCCUGCCCCAUGGCUGCAGCAGGCAGCAAAGAAGGGCCACCUCACUUCCGGGGGUUUCUAUAUGAAGCCAGCCAGGGCCUUCCAGCUUGUCCAUGGACUCUGCCGUUGUGUGUGUUAAGGGAAGGGCCUGAGACUAGCUGUGUAUUGGAGAGGCAGUGCUGAGCAGGGAAUGUUGGUCUGCAGAGCCCCAAGCGUGAUUGUGAUGCUUCACUUGGGGUCCCCCUGUGACUCCUCUCAGCCUCAGCAGCUGCUAAGCUCUGGGUCAGCUCCCUGACACACCAGCCUGUCUGCCGUGCCAGCAAACUCCACAGGACUCCAUCAGUCCAACCUUGCCUAGUAGGCAACAGCCAGGGGGCCCAGUUCCCGAGCUCCCCAGAGACAUCUCCCUGCAGUGCCUAGUCCCUCUCCCCCUGCUGCCUCCAAAGAGAAAGUAUGCACAGCAGCCUGGUAGGUGAGCUGAGAGCUCACGCUCCAGGUUACUACCCUGAGCUGAGAUGGUUUUGUAGUAAAACCAGAAUCAGUUUAUUAACAAAGGGCAGAGAUUUAAGUGCUGAUAGGAAAGGAUGAAAGAGACAGGCAGAGUUACAAAUAAAACAACCCAAAACACGCUUCCUAGUGACUCAAACUUAAUUUCAGCACGUUACAAUUUCUGUCUAAGCAGGUUUCUCACCUCUAGUCAGUUUCCAGCUCCUGUUGCCUCCCAGGCUAAGAAGAUCCACUUUCAUUAAGUCCACAGGUGCAGCUCCUCUUUGUCUCCUGGGGAUCGAUGACUCAAAUGUCUCUGGCCCUUCUCUCCAAAGGUGCCACAGGACCCUCUGUUGCUCUCUCCAUAUAUUACCCCAAAGUUCAUGGUCUCUGAUUCAAGAGCCAGGAGGGCUCCCCAGGAUGCAGGCUCCAUCCUCCGAGGUGACUGUUAAGUGGUCAUCUCCCCGACUUGCUGGCUUUGUUUACCUUAUAUGUAAAUGUAUUUUCAAUUGUCCUCUGCAAUCAAGCUGGCCAGCAAGUAAAUGCCCAUUCCUUUGUCUAGGACAGGCUGGGUCGAUGGGCUGCCUGGCAAACACAUUUUAAGACCAUAUUUCCAGCCUCUGUAACUCUUUGUCCAUGAUUUCAGGACCACUGGACUGCCAGUUUGCAGAUGAUACUUUACAUGAUGCCGGCUAGCUACAGUGAGUUGUGGCCUGGUGUGUGCUCUGCCAGCUAGCCUGGAGGGGCUCCCAGGAGCAGUGUCACUGAGGACAGACAUGUUGCCAGGCUGCAGCUCAGAGCCUGUUACAGUCAGCAGGAAUGAUCUUAACCGGGACCUGAAAAUACUAAAGCAACUGACCUGACGUGUGCUCUCCGCUCCUCCUGUGAGCCCCACCCCCAUGCUCCUGGCUGCCAGCUCUUCCUCGGUGAGACCCCCAGGCUCAGCCCAGCCUAAAGCCUCAGGGGCUGCAGCUUUGGCCAGUUGUGUGGAUUUCCUGGCGCUUUCUUACCUUCUGUCCCAGAGGAGGGUCACAGCAACAGCCAGCCUCAGCACCCACCUUGGGGUCAACUGCAAAGCCCCUUACAAGCCCCAGGGGCCAGGAGAGACUGCACGGGCCCUUCCCGUCCCACUCCUCUGCCUGCACUGAUGCCAGCCACAAGUCCAGGCCAGAGGCAGCAGGGUCUGUGUGCCCCAGAGUGGGGCUCUGGCCUGCUGCAGCCUCUCAAAGAGGGCCCCUUCCCAGAGCCCCUGGAGGGAUUCUGGCUGAGCCAGGCCAAGUGCCCCUGGACUCCUGCUGCCACAUAGCCCCCGUCUCAGCCCCACACCCUGCCGCCAUGGUGGCUCCAAAGCCAGCAUGUGGGGCCUAGACCCACACGUGCGCUAACUCGGGGGUGUUUAAAACGUCACAGCACGCCAGCUUGGACUUGGCGCAGCCUUCACACCCACCACAAACACACACGCGUGAGCACACACCACCAUACCGUGCGCACACGCUGAGGAGGGAGCCUGCAUGAAGGCUCCCUGGAAUAGGUCCAAAAAUCUCAGCCCUGUGGUGGUGGUGGUGGAGUGUGCAGGCUGGGCUCGGCCCACCACUGCCCCGGCCACCUCCACCCUGCUGGGACUUCAGCCCUUCCCUUCUGGCUGCAGAGCUGAGGCCUGGCCAGCUCCUGGGACUGGGAGAUGCUGGGGCCAUUUAAAGCACUCGUGUGGUAGGCAGGUGUCUGGGCUAGUGCUAGCCUCAUGCAGGGCCUUUGUGUUCAGUGCCAAGAGCUCCCUCUUGCCUUAUUCCCCCGCCCUGCUGUCCUGGACACAGGGCUCAGCCAUGGAGAGGGAAGUGCUAAGUGCGCAGGUGCCUCCAGGAAUGGCCAGCAUGGCAUGUAGCCAGAGCGCCUCCCUAUAUGCUGCUCUGCACUGCCUGCCUGCCCGGUGGGAGGGGCCUGAGUUCCUGGGGCAGAUUUUGACGUGGCUGUUGUUUCUGGCGGUGUGGGUCAAGGUGCAUAACGGCACAGUCCUUCUCCCCAGCACGUGGGGCGGUGGGCCAGCCCUGUGGGGAGGGCAGGUGUUGGAGGUGGCAUGACAGGCGUCUUGGAGUGAACUGGGGACUUUGGCGAUGGGAUAGAUUUGUAGGGGCCCUGGGGCUGGGUGGAGUGUUGUAGCAGUGGAGGUUGUGGUUGGGAGCAGUGGUGCUAGAAGACCAAAGGUCCAUCUAGCCCAGUAUCCUGUCUUCGGACAGUAGCCAAAGCCAGGUGCCCCAGAGAAAAUGAACCGAACAGGUAAUCAAGUGAUCCAACCCG
This is a messenger RNA of Chrysemys picta bellii (western painted turtle), 13025 nucleotides long. RefSeq names its product fer-1-like protein 4. NCBI's taxonomy places the organism in Eukaryota, Metazoa, Chordata, Testudines, Emydidae. The record is from RefSeq and is a predicted model, not a curated record. Gene Ontology annotation, biological process: plasma membrane organization. Gene Ontology annotation, cellular component: membrane.